AUGGAUGCAACUGAACAGAUGCAAAUAUUUGUGAAUGGCCUUAAAAUGAAAACUAAGCAACUCAUAGACACGACUGUCGGUGGCUCAACAAAUUUUACAACAGCCACUAGAAUAAAGAAAAUCAUCGGAGCCAUUGCACCAAAUGAGCAUCUGGAGCUAUAUGACCGCAGUGUAAGUCAACCUAAAGGUAUCAUUGAUCUCAAGCUAGCAAAUCAAGUUGUGAAGAUGGAAGAUCAAAUAACAGCUGAAGUAGAGAGAAAACUCAAGAAAAUGGAUCUUAACACUCAAACGGUGGAACAAGUUCAACCAAUUCAAGCGGUACCAAGAGAAGCGGAUUGGGAAAUUGCCAUUGAAAAAAUGGCGGCUCAAAGUUCCCAAUUUCAAGAGGAGACUAGAAGCAAUCUAAGAAACACGGGUUCUUCAAUAAAAAAUAUGGAAAUGCAAAUGAGUCAGAUUUCUCAACAACUCGCGGGUUCUCAAGCAUCGAGUGCAUUACCGAGUGCUACAGUUACAAAUCCAAGAGAGCAUAAUAAUGUGAGUGCUGUGGUGGUGCCUAAACUGGUGGUUAAAGAAAAAGUUAGUGAACCAAAGUCUGUUGUCAAACUCCCUUUCCCCACAAGAAAUAAGAAGAAAGCGCAACAUGAGAAGAACUUCGACAAAUUCUUAGAGAUGUUCAAAAAGCUUGAGAUUAACAUUCCGUUCUUGGAGGCACUUGAACAAAUGCCCUCUUAUGCCAAAUUUAUGAAGGAUAUUAUUUCAAAGAAGAGGAGCAUCGAUACUGACCCGAUUGUACUAACCGAAACUUGUAGUGCAAUUUUGCAGGGUAUGAAGAUUCCGGUGAAGAAGAAAGAUCGAGGCUCGGUAACUAUCCCUUGCAUUAUUGGGGAUAGAUCUUUCAAAAAGGCCCUUAUAGACAUGGGGGCAAGUGUGAGUCUCAUGCCGUUAUCCAUUUACAAGAGGUUGGGGAUCGGAAAAGUGCAAGAUACCAAAAUGACACUUCAAUUUGCUGACCACUCUGUGAAAAGACCCUAUGGAGUAGUGGAAGAUGUUCUUGUGAAGAUUGCUAAGUUUGUAUUUUCUGUGGACUUUGUCAUCUUGGAAAUGCCGAAAGAUGAAAAGAUACCGCUCAUUCUUGGUAGACCCUUUUUGGAGACAGGAAGAUGUUUGAUAGAUAUAGAAGAAGGCACCAUGACUCUAAAAGUUUACGAUGAAGAGUUAAAAAUUGAUGUGUGA
Messenger RNA from Lathyrus oleraceus (garden pea), 1233 nucleotides. RefSeq lists its product as uncharacterized. The record is from RefSeq and is a predicted model, not a curated record. The transcript has 3 exons. NCBI's taxonomy places the organism in Eukaryota, Viridiplantae, Streptophyta, Magnoliopsida, Fabales, Fabaceae. The coding region runs from base 1 to 1233 and encodes 410 amino acids.